Messenger RNA from Maudiozyma saulgeensis, 465 nucleotides. Lineage: Eukaryota; Fungi; Ascomycota; Saccharomycetes; Saccharomycetales; Saccharomycetaceae. The record is from the annotation of a GenBank genome assembly.
AUGUUUAGAAGAAAUCUAAUGGCCACCGGUCGUCUAAUAGGUAAUCAAACACUAACUCAAAUGCGCCAAACUAUAUAUAGGCCUCAACUAGUGGCAUUUAUGAGUACAGAAAUCCGUAAAGCUAUCGAGGAUGCCGUUUCUUCUGCUCCAGUAGUAUUAUUUAUGAAGGGCACACCAGAAUUUCCUCAAUGUGGCUUUUCUAAAGCCACGAUUGGAAUUUUAGGUCAACAAGGUGUUGAUCCCUUAAAAUUUGCUGCUUAUAAUGUAUUAGAAGAUCCUGAACUACGUGAAGCUAUUAAAGAAUUUACUGAAUGGCCAACUAUUCCUCAAUUAUUUGUGAAUAGUGAAUUUGUUGGUGGAUGCGAUGUCAUCAAGAGUAUGGCUAAAAGUGGAGAAUUAACAGAAUUGUUAGAAGAAGCCAAAGUAUUAGUUCCUGAGGAUUAUAAUUCUGAAAAGGAUCCAUAA